AUGUUAUCGAUUUCCGUCGCUUGUUCGUUUUGUGGACAAGACUUCGUCUCGCCUUGUCGCCAUUCGUGGCGAUGUAAACAACGGAUUAAUCACGCUGAACAAGACCGCCCUAAUAUUACAUCGAGAGAAGUGCCUGUUAUGCAGUCACCUAAUGUUCCUGUACCAAGUCGCACUGUUGUUAAGUGUUGUUGUGGUAAGAUAUGCAAAGGUGCGCGUGGCCUUAAAAUGCAUCAGCAUAGUUGUCAAGUGAUAUAUGGCCUUAACGGGGAGCUGUCUGCUGAUCUUGAAGAGCAAAUAACGAUGGAUAACACUGCAGAUACCCCUGAAAAUGACAAUUCUAUUAACGACAUUGAUAUGACUAAUGACGAAAGUUUUCCCGAACUGAAACAAGAUAUAAAUUUACCUAAAAAUGACUCUGGGUGGCAAACGGCUAAUGAUUAUUUUAAAUGUGCGCUACAGUUAAAUGAUCCAAUCAGAAUGCAAGAC
Messenger RNA from Paramuricea clavata, 486 nucleotides. NCBI's taxonomy places the organism in Eukaryota, Metazoa, Cnidaria, Anthozoa, Malacalcyonacea, Plexauridae. The record is from the annotation of a GenBank genome assembly.